Messenger RNA from Mytilus trossulus (common blue mussel), 2471 nucleotides. RefSeq names its product caspase-6-like. The record is from RefSeq and is a predicted model, not a curated record. The coding region runs from base 1 to 810 and encodes 269 amino acids. Gene Ontology annotation, biological process: proteolysis. The transcript has 5 exons. Lineage: Eukaryota; Metazoa; Mollusca; Bivalvia; Mytilida; Mytilidae. Gene Ontology annotation, molecular function: cysteine-type endopeptidase activity.
AUGACAUUAAGGACAACAUCAGGUUCUAUAUCUGGAAGUGUAUUGGACACUGAAAGAUAUAUUAUUCGUUCCGGUUUGGCAGUUGUGAUUAAUAACUCAGAAUUUGAUGUUAGCCUUUGCCUACCUGAUCGUCCUGGUAGCCUUGAAAAUGAAGCUAAGCCUCUAGAAGAGAGAUUCAAUGACAUUGGUUUUAAAACUAUUCUUCUAAAGGAUGUUACAAAGGAGAAUAUGGAGAACAAAUUCACUGAAAUAAAGGAUAACUUAACUAAGAAAACAGAGCAGAUAGACUGUCUAAUCAUAGUUAUGUUGACACAUGGUAAUGCUGACAGUGUUUAUACCAAGGACCAAGCUGUUCAGGUCGACAGUAUCAUGAGCUGUUUCAGUGCAGAAAACUGUCCCGAACUUAUUUUGAAGCCCAAAAUUUUUAUUUUUCAGGCGUCUAGACAAUUAUCUCCAAAUAGUGGUGCUGGCAUUGUCAAUGAAAAAGUACAACAGGAAAAGAUUCGUGUUUCCGAAGAUGUAGAAGUUGUUCGUAUACCAAAUGAGGCAGAUUUCCUUGCAGUUUAUUCUACAGCAUUAGGUGAAAGAUCAUUCCAACAAACAGAGAAGGCAUCACCAUUUGUACACUAUCUUAUAGAUGAGCUUAAGAACAUGGAUAAAGACGAUGAUUUCUACAGUGUUCUGACCAGAGUAAAUAGUCAAGUAAUGCAAUUUGAGCCCAGUCAUAACGCGACUAAAGAUAUAAGACAGAUGUCAUGUUUUGUAUCACACCUGACGAAGGAUUUGUAUCUGAACAUGACACAUGAUUAACUUCAGCAAGGAUUUUAACUUUAAUAAGAUAGAAAUGUAUUUUGAUUUGAUAUCAGAAAAUGUAAUUUAUAUGGUGGGGGGAUUGUGAUUAUUUAGGAGUGAUACAACACUUACUUUUGUAACAUGGCGUUAGGAAUUUAUCCAGAUCAAAGAUAUAAUGAUACUACUGUAAACUAACUUAUUUUCGCGUAUACUUUAUUUCGCGUUUUACCCUUUCUUGCCCACUUCGCGGCUAUUUAAUUUUGCGAUUAUCUGAUUUACUUGAUGAAGUUAAUUAAGGAAAGAUCAAAGAUUGACAUAUUCGCGACGAUUUAUAUUCGCGUUAUUUUUCUACGCGCGAAAGUCGCGAAAAUAAACCGCUCGCGAAACUAAGUUGGUUUACAGUAUAUAAAAGUUCAUUGCAUGGUGUUCAUCUUGUUACCAGUAACAAUUAUUGUAAAUUAUAUUUUAUUGUGAAAUGACAAUAAAUCGUCUAUCUAUAGAAAACAAUACAUGUAAAACAAAAAUGAUUUACAAACAAAAAGUUGUUGCUUUAAUAAGCUAAUCUCCUGUUAAUGUCAAGUAUACCCAACAUAAACAGUUUUUAUAAGAUUAUAUGACAGUGUUAAAAUUACACGGUUUGUAAUAAUUUAUCAACAUAAUUAUGGUGAAAAUGAAAAAUCCUUUUAAGAUGUUCAAUAGUUUUAAAUUGUGACAAGGUGCCUUUAAAUCACCAGCAGAUUAUAUGUUUAGUGUAGAAAAAUUGUCAAAGAAAUUCAUUAAAGAAAAUUUGAUUGAUUGUAUGUUUCAACUCAAUACAUUAAAAAUUGUAAUAAUUCAUCAACAUAAUUAUGGUGAAAAUGAAAAAUCCUUUUAAGAUGUUCAAUAGUUUAAAAUUGUGACAAGGUGCCUUUAAAUCACCAGCAGAUUAUAUUUUUUAGUGUAGAAAAAUUGUCAAAGAAAUUCAGUAAAGAUAAUUUGAUUGAUUGUUAGUUUCAACUCAAUACGUUACAAAGUUGCUUUGAAGGUGGAAUGUAUAUAAAAAAAAAUCGACAUGCUAAAUUAUAAAUCUACCAAACAUAUGGAAAAAAAAAAACAUGUUCGGCAAAAAAAAAAAAAAUUUUUUUAAGACAAAUCUAUUGAUCAGUUUAUAUUAAAAUCUAAGAAUAUUUUUCAACGACUUUAAAAUUUUCUAUAAAAAUUUUCUUAUUUAUUAUGAUAAUUUAACAUCGAAUAGGUCAAAGCAUUUUUUUUUACAUUCAAGCUAAAUUUUCAAAUCCCAAAGUAAAUUGCAAAUAUGUAUUAAAAAAUGUUUUUAUAUACCAAAUGUUUAUAAUACAUUUAUUUGUACACACAUGCAUGUUCAUUUAUUUUUUCAUAUCUAAACAUCAUAACUCAUGGCAAUCGAAAAAUAUGGUAUUUUUCUUCUCUGUCGUUGUACACUUAACUUUAUGUUUUUUUAAUUCAGCAUAUAUAUAGGCAGCCCUACAUAGCAGUUUUUUCUGCUGAAAGUGAUACAAAUUUUAUCAAAUCAUUCAUUAUUUAACAGUAUGGCGUGUAGCAUUUCUUUACAUUAGUGUACAGAAACAGUAAAAUGAUGCAUUUAGCAUUUUUAAAACAUGGAAAUAUCGUAUAGCCUCUUUCAGAUAUUGUUUGUAAUAGUUUCGUUUCUGCAUCGAUUU